This is a messenger RNA of Cucurbita moschata (crookneck pumpkin), 945 nucleotides long. RefSeq lists its product as uncharacterized. The transcript has 5 exons. The record is from RefSeq and is a predicted model, not a curated record. Gene Ontology annotation, biological process: maturation of 5.8S rRNA. Lineage: Eukaryota; Viridiplantae; Streptophyta; Magnoliopsida; Cucurbitales; Cucurbitaceae. Bases 155 to 721 code for a protein of 188 amino acids.
GAUCCUCAGGGAAACCCUCGUUCCCUGCCCGAAGGCGCAGAUUGUAGAGAGCUUCAAGGUUGCGCGCGCUACGUAAACGCGAGAGCGAAAGAGACACAGAAAAGAGAUUAGAGAGUGACGUUCGUGGUUUGAGCUUUCCUUUGCCCUAGCUAUUAUGGCCAAGCGCGAGAUUUCCAAUACGUUAAGAAACUUGAAGUUCAUGCAAAGGGCGGCUCAGAAAGAGGAGCAACCUAAAAAAGAGGAAGAAGUAAAACCAGAGGAGAAUUUAUUUCCCUCGAGUAAUAUUAUCAGAAAGUGUGUGGUUUUAGUUGAAGGAGAUCCUCAUCCCGGGGCUCUGCAAGGUCGAUUGUCAUUUCAAAGCUUUAAUCCUUCAAUUGAUAAACUCAAUGAAGAAGUAGCUAGCUUAGGUCAGCGAGAAACUCCUGACCCUUCAUCUGGGAAUCACAGUGAAAACGUUUCAUCAAGAGAAAAUGGAUCUUCACGAAAUGAAGCAGUGUUCUCAAACAAUGAUGAAAAAAAUUGUGAGACUAAUGGGGACCUUAAAAGGAAACAAUCUGAAGUAGUGUCUGAAGGACGACAUCCAACUAAGUUUCCAAAAAGUGGUCGGGACAAUCAGCAGUCAUCAUUUAAUAAUGGUAAAGGAUUCUUCAAGAAACCAAAGGGUGAAAAUCUGGACUGGAAUGUCCUUAGGCCCUCUAAGACUCCAAAUAAGAGGGGAUAACCUUGUAUAGUAGAGUCUUUAGAUGGGUGGAGAAUCCAGUUCCUAUGCUCUUGGGAAAUUGUUUCGACUUCUUACCAUAUUUUGUAGUUAAAUAGGACUGUUAAACGUUACCUGAACAAUUAAUUGAAGGUUCCAUUUAACGUAUCUUAUCUUCAAAAAUUAGAUGUACCCAUAUAUCAACUCAGUGGUGUUCCUAAAUUCAUACAUUCCUGUACUUGGAUCAA